This is a messenger RNA of Parasteatoda tepidariorum (common house spider), 11792 nucleotides long. RefSeq lists its product as uncharacterized. The record is from RefSeq and is a predicted model, not a curated record. NCBI's taxonomy places the organism in Eukaryota, Metazoa, Arthropoda, Arachnida, Araneae, Theridiidae.
AGCUCUUACACGCAGUUCGUGGCCUUGUUUGUGCUCAAAUUGAUAAAAGCAGUGGCGAACGGAGGAGGGUAUGUAUGGGUGCACGCUUCCUAACUUUUGAGAGGCGGAGAGAGAAGGGGGGACAGCAAGUGGUGACGUCGAUUUCUCUACUACCGAUAUCGAGAACGAUUGCCUGCCUGAAAUAGAGCAAAUCGGUGUUGCUAAUUUUUGGGGAAAAAGUCUUCUCGUGGACUGCUAAAGUUGGAGAAGGAUAUCUUCAAAAUGGAGACUCUAAGUUUUAUGACGUAAUUUAAACAUGGAUGUGGUUAUAAAGCCUGCUCCUGCUCCAGAUGAAUUGAAAGAUGUUAUCACCACAUCUUACAAGGAGAAAUGUCAAAAUGAAGCUUUUUUUAUUCCUAAUGGAUUCGUGGAAACUAAUGAAUCUCUGGGAAUUAAAGUGAAUUCACCCCCAAUUUCUCCAAAUAUUCUCGAUUCUUCCGCGGAGGGAAAAACUGCUAAUUUGAACGCUAAAUCGUCCCAGAAGUCAACUACUGACAAAGCCCAAAAAUUAGGAAAGACAUCAAAGAAAUAUCAAAAAUCAAAUUUAACAAUCACAAGCAAGACCAGCGUGAAAUCUAACAUCUCAGGUAUCCCUGGUUCAUCUCAGGAACCUGUUGUUGUAAAUAAUAAACUUGAAAGCAAAAAAUAUUCGAAAAAUGGUCUUAAAAGGCAACUUCAAGGUGCAAAUGUACAAAAAAGAGACUAUUUCAAAUUUCCUAUGAACAGAUCUCGAUGGUGCGAUGGAAAAGGAGAAAAACCUUUUAAGUGCAACAUCUGUGAGAAACUCUACAAGUACAUGUUUAGUCUCAAACGUCACUAUCUUCGAAUUCACAUAAAUGCAGAAUAUAUAUCGGAAGCUGAUUUAGCCAACUGUAAAAUAAACGUUAACGGUGAUCGCAGGGAGAAAAAGAAAGAUGUCGCCGUCCCUCCAAACCGUAAGAGACUUAAAACCAGUGGAAGUAGCUUUGAAAACAAUGAUGGAAAACCUGGUCUUUAUAAAUGCUCGUUUCACAAGGUCAAAUAUGACCUGGAAACUGAGUUGAAGAACCACUACGCUACUGUCUUUCAUCCAAAGAAAGAGGAAUUCAUAUGUAAGAUUUGUAAAGAAAUAUUUGAAACAAAAGCAAAACUGUGCGAUCACGUCAAAGUUUGUUCCCACAUUAACGAAGAUGUGGCGAACCACUGCAAAAAAUGCAAAGUAACUUUCCAAUCCUCCGCGGACUAUGAAUAUCAUCUUAGUAUACACGGAAACGGUAAAUUUUGUAAGUACUGCAAUAAAGAGUUUUCUAAUAUUGCCAAUAGGAAGAGACACGAAAACUUGCACGAUGGUUCUCAGAGUUUUAAGUGCAAACACUGUGAGUUUUCAUCUCAAGCAAAAAAAGAUUUGAACAUUCAUAUACGAAAAUUACAUAUGGAUUUAUAUUAUAGAUGUGAUAAGUGUCCUAAAUAUGGAAUUGCAAAAAUAUAUGCAACAAAAUCUUUACUACAAGCUCACAUGGUAGAAAGACAUGGCGAGAAGAAAGAAUUAGUGUCCAAAACUGCUUCUCCUGUUAAAUUAAGUCCUAAAACGAAAAGUCUUCAAAACCACCUGAAAGAAUCUCAAGUUAACGUUGUAGUACCCAAAAGUUCGGUACCAGAAAUUAAAAAUAAUGCAGAAACAAAGAGCUUUGUUGUUAAGCCAUCUCAAAACUGCCAGUCAUCCUGUGUUUGUAAUUUGUGCAAAAAGGCAUUCCCAGAUGUGAGAGCUAUGUUGAGACACAAAAACAUAGCUCACAAAAAGCGUACAACUUAUAAAAGAAAAGUGAAAAAAACAAUAAAAGUGAAAACAUUGUCCAAAAAGCCAACCAAAAAAGAGAUCGAAGAAGAGCAACUUCGUUUUUAUAUGAAUGUUUCACAUAAUAUUGCUGACAAUCUGCUUCAUUAUGUUGAUGGCACAAUUAGUCAACUCCGUUUAAGUGAAGACAGUUCGUGCAAUAAGAGAAUUCUCUCUGAUCCCGAAUCCUGGAAUUUAAAUUUUUGUGACCAGUUUGGGAAACCAUGUUCUAGCAGCAUUGUGACUUCUAAAACUCCAGAAAAAGUUAGACCUCCAGAAAUUUUUAUCGCUACUGGUUUGAAUAAGGUUGAUGAUUGUCCAAACAAAACAUUAAUCUCUGAAAAUUCUGUAAGUCUCUCUGAGUUCAAAAAUGAGUUCAGAUUGAAUGUUCUGAACAAUGAUAUGUACUUUUCCAAGCAAUCUGAUACCAGGUGUUUCUGCCACAUAUGUUUAGUUAAAAUCAAAGAAGCUCAAAAACGAAAUGUUGAAGAGCGGAAGAAAUGGAUUGACAAUAAAAAGUUAUUCGUGUAUGUGUGUUUAGUCUGCAAAGAACCAUUUAAUUCAGAUUGUGACUUCGAUGAACACUGUUAUAACAACCAUCCAUUAAUUGAUACACAAUCUAUUUUAGUAAAAAUAGAAAGUGACAAAAAUAAACCUCCCAUCAUCCCUUAUGAUAUGUCUCGAAAAGUGAAUCCUACUCCUCACGGAAUAUUAACGUCUGAUUCUCAGAGUUCCCCUUUAAUGCUCAAAACUCAAGCAAGUUCUAAAUGUACCAAAUGCAAAACGAUAAUCAGCACAUCCUUUUUGCAUGAGCAUAUUCUUAGAUGCGGUGGCAACGAAUCUUACUUUGUGAAGAAACAUUUCAGAAAACGUAUGCGACGAAAAAGAAUCAAGAAUACCAUGAAGCAUAGACUUGAUCUGACAAUUAAGCAGCUGCCAUCAGGAGAAAGGAAACGUUAUAAAGAUUUUCGUAUUCAAAAAGCUAAGUUUAAAUACGAUAAAAAUUAUUUCAAUUUUAAAAAUGGUAAAUCAAGUAAGGGUCCUUUUGCAUCUGUGAAAGAAACCACACCACCCUGCUCUGCAUGCAAUAAAAAGUUCCCUUCUCAAGCCCAGUUGAAAAACCAUCAAUGCUCAGCUGAUAAGUUGAAAAAAGUACAGAGGUUAACCGAAUUUAAUGACUUUGGUUUUCGGGGAAACGCCGAUUUAAAUCUAAGACAAAAAGAACAUUGCAAACGAGAUUUGACGCCUUCAUUUCAUAGUACAGCGCUAAGUAAAGAGCAACGGACUCAGAAUGGCAACUUACAAAACAAACAUCCUGCUAAUAUCAGUUCUAAAUAUUCAGGUGACUUGAAGGUAAAUAUGUCAUCUCCGCAGCCUUGUCAUGUUUCUAAACUAGUUGAUAGUACCAAUUUUGAGUCUGCUAUGGAUUUAUCAAUUUCUAAGAAGUCUUCUGUAUUGUCUGCUACACCUGACAAGCAUACAAGACUGCUAUCCACUGUAAGUAAGGACUUAACUAAGUCUCCAAUUGAUGCAUUGAAAGAGACUAUUGAUAGGUUGACAAAUAAAGAAGUAACAGAAGUUGCUAUCGAAAACUCAGGAAUUAAUAAGGAUUCAAAGAUUGUAAGAAAUAAAGAUAAGAUGAUAAGGGAUAGCAAAGGAAAGAUAAGCAAUAGCAAAAUCUCAACAAUUGUAAAAAUUAUAGCCAAGAAAGAUGUAAGAGAGAAAAAUAUUUGUCCUGGCAAAGAUCUGUCCUGUGAAAAAAUAACAGCUAAUAAAAACGUAUCAGGUGUAAAACCAAAAUUAGAUAGUGAUUUGACUGAUGGACAAAACAAAGCUAACAAAAUUGUUACAAAUGAAAAAGUAAUAGACACAACAGGAGAUAAAUUGAAUGUUAUAAAAGGUAUAAUACUAGAGGAAGGGAAGAAAAAAAUUCUUGUCCCUCCAAGUAAGAAUGUUAAAAGCAUCAGUAUGCAGUCUAAUCCCACUUAUUUAGAACAAAAUUCAAGCAUAGUUGUUUCACGUAUUAGCAAUAGCCCUGAAAUAGAGAAAGAGAGAGACCAAACUAAAAGUAACAGUAACUUUAUGAAGAAAAGUAAGAAAUCACUAGAUGAGGCUCUUAAAAAGAUAACAAAAAGCAAACCUCAAAUAUUUGAUUCUGCAUUGGAAGUUAACAAAGCUGCUUCUUCCAGAAAUACUGAAAAUUAUAAAAUUGAUAAUCCAGUUUGCUUGAAUAAGAUCCAACCUUCUCUACAAGCUAACAACCUCUCUUCUAAAAAAGAAACCCUGGCAAAUACUCAGUUAAUUAACAUUACAAGAUGUACAGAUCCUAAACGUAGUUGUGAUUUGGAUUCUCAUGAAAACAUUUCCAUUCUUACUGCAUCUGCUGGCAAGUCUAAUUCUUCAGAUUCAAAUAUUUCAGAGUCUAACGAACCGAAGUGCAUGCAAUCGGAUGACAAUAUUCUAAGUGUUUCUAAAAGAAGUCGCAAAAAACUAACUCCGUCAAAGAUAGUUCAAAGUAAAUUGGAUGUCAUCCUCCCUGUCAAAAACACUGAUAAUAACCUUAAAGAGACAAUUAAUAACAAAAUUAAAGGCCUGUCACAGUCAAUUGCCAAGCAAUUAUUUUCUUUGGACAGCAAAAGUAAUGACAGUGUAUUGAAUGCUGAAACCGUGACUGAUGCAAGGGUUUCAAAUCAGUCACAUGAUUCAAGUAAGAUGAACAACUUAACCAAUUCAGAAACUGAUAAAGUAGUUGUUUGUAAUACGGGCACUAAGUCUGAAACCGAAGUUACAUUUAGUAGCAAUGAUAUUAAGAAAACGAAACCCCUUAUUAGUAAUUCAGAAAGCAGUAAAAAAACUGAAAGCACUGUAGCUAUUUCUGAAGCAACUGUGUUUAAUUCUGAAACUAGUAAGAAUUCACAGAUUCAGUAUAGUAAUUCUGAUGUUAAUAAAAAGUGUGGCACUCCAGUUAGUAAUUUAGAAGUUAAUAACAAGUCGGUGAUUCAAGUCAGUAAUUCUGAAACGAAUAAAAAGGCUCAAACUGUGAUAAAUAAUUCUGCAACGAACAAAGAGUCUAGAAUAUUGCCUAAUAAUGCUGAAGUCAUUGAAAAGACUGAAACUACAGUUACUAAAUCUGCCUCUAAGAAAAAGACUGAAAUUUCUGCUCUUAGUUCUGAGCUUGGCAUAAAAUCUAUAGAUUCCUUAACAAAUCUACCUAUUAACAUCACAGGUGAAGUACCGGCUCAACUAAAAGCUCCUUUGGUUAAUCAAAUUUCAUGUAAUUCCCCAAAAUCGUUAUGCAGUCUUACUACUACUAACUCCUUUAAAACGAUUCAAGCUGCUGAGAACAAGUCUGAAGCCCUUCCUGUUCUACAAGCUCCAGUUUUGUUUCUCUCAAAUGAAUGCCUCAAUUCAGAAGUUGCCAGUUCGCAGGAUAGAGAUAGUCCAACCCUUGAAGUGCUGGUCAGCUCUGUGACGCAGAAUUUAGAGAAUUUCGAUGAACAGUCAUGUAUGGAUGAUGACAAGUUCUCAAUUUCUGACCCAACUGAAGAAAAAGAUGGCAAAAUUUCUAAAACCAGUUUGAGUGGUAGCUUGAACUUUAAAGUAAUCAUGCCUGAAGGUGGAAAACUUGGUGUCUCUCAACCUCUUCCUUUGUUUCCCACUGAAACUAUGAAAACCACAGAACAACCUGUCAACGAGCAAUUAUGCAUCGCUUCCAAUUUCCCAAAUUUAAACCAAAACAACACUACAAACAAUGUGCCUGACAAUUUCAGUGUGCAUGAUUCCCUAAUCAAAAAUGUUAGUGGAGCUAGUUUUAAUAAAAAGAUUCCAAGUGUCACUAAUUUUUCUAUUAACGAAUUAGCAAAGACAGUUUCAACUCUUUCUAUUCCCCAUAUGUCGACACCGGUAAAUUUGGAUGAUAGCUUAACUUCGUUAGAUGUUUCUCUGGUCAAUAAAGAAACACCCAAAUCCGGCGUUAGUGGUACCAGGAGAGAUAAUAAAAAUCUCAAUGAUUCAAGUUCUGUAGGAAAAAUUGCAGAGAAAGAAGUAGAUAACCUUAGUGGUAUUUAUCCUAAACGAAAUGAAAAAGAAGAAACAAAAACUUUGCCCGUUGUGAUGGCUUCAGUUCCUUCACCAAUAAAGGCUCAAAAAAGUUUCGAAAGCGAAGUUUCAUUACUUCAUAAAGUUUCUAAAACUUACUCUAAAAAUACUAAAACACCAACAGACUUGCAUAAGGGAACAAAAUCCAAAGCUGAUGCAUCGGAUGAAAAUGAGAGUGUACCGAAAACGAAGUCAAAACUAUCUUUAGGCAGGAAAGGGAAGAAAAAGAGCUCUAAUGAACUUGAUCUCUCUGAACCUUCAAAAGAUGAAUGUUCAUCAACAAUCCAACUUGAAGCAACUCCAACCUCUGUCUCUCACUUACGAGCAUUUAGACGAGAACAAAAUGAUCAGCUAUUGGAUGCUAGUGAAAGUAAAUCCUCUUCAAGCAAAAGUGAUGCUAAACAGAAAGAUGAAUCUGUUUUGAACAAAGAUAAUCUUUCACAAAUUUUAGACCCUGAUACAGUAAAUGACUCUUUAGCUAGCUUAGAUCAAAAAGAUAUUAAAAAAGAACUCGAGGGUGAAGCGAAUGUUGUCGUUAAAAGGGAAUCCGAAGGAGCCAAGAAACAUGCAUGCCCUUAUUGCAUGUUGGAAUUCGCAUAUUUAACUAAUUUUCGUCGGCACACAAGGCAGUGUAGAAGUAAAGCGGGGAUCAGAUGCAGUAGAGAACAAGCUUCAACAUCGUCCUCAUAUUUCAUGCAGCAUUUGCCAAAGAAAGAAGAAGUUGAAGAGUCUAUGUUAAACCUGCUUCGUCAUCAAAUUAGGCAAAAUCAAAUGAUCCAAGAAGUUGAGAAAAGUGAUGUUGAGAAAGAGAUCGUUCCACCAGAGCAAAAGAAACUUCAGACAUAUACUUGUCCACACUGCCAUAAAAUAUUUCUGAAACUUUUCGAACAAGUUAGACAUUUGACCAAUGUUCACUUACUCUCAAAUGAGGAAAUUUAUUUAAAUAAUCAGAAAGACGUUGAUCAAAGUAAAUUGAACAAUGAAGGGUCAAUCUCUGCGUUGGUCGAAGAGAAUUUUAGUGAGGAAAAUGUUAAUGCUAUUCGUAUUGAUCAAAAUUCCACAUCAGCUGUUCCGAUCAGUGGAGAAGAGACUUUUGUUACAAACCAAAAAUCCUGUCCUGUUAGAACUGAGAAGGUGCAGGACACUAUUGAAAAGUCAGGCAUAGAUGAAAGUGAGCAAAUAAAUCCAACUAAUGCGAGUGAAGACGUGAGUAAAGAGGAUGAUGGUAAAAUUUCAAAAGAAAAUAGCUGUUUAAAAGACAGUAAUGAAAAAAUUUCCGAUACCACCGAACUUGUCAAGUCAGAAGAUGACAGUCGUUCUAAUGAGAUGAAUUUGAACGAAAGCAUUUUUUCAGAAACUCCUAUUUCGAACACGUCAAAUUCCAAUCAAAAAGAACUUGUUCACCGUCAAAAGAACAAAAGUAGUAAUCCUCCACUCUUUCAAGAUCUCCCUGUUUAUGGUCAGGGAAGAGGUAGGAAGAAAAAAUCGGCUGAAAAUGAUCUGUCUUCAGUAUCGAAGCGUCAAGAAAUGCUAAGUAUUCCUUGCCUUAAAGAAGAAUCGUCAUCUGAUUCAAUCGAUCAAAGAACUGACAAAGGCGUCGAUGUUGACGAAGAUGAAAAAGAUAGUUGUAGCCCGAAGAAAAUAGUAGUGAGCAAACUGAAAGACACGAUUUCGCACAAAAUGAGACUUUUGACGUCAAAAUGUCCAGUUCCUGGACCUUCAAACAAUGAAGUAAAAGAGGAGGAUCUUGAGGCCAAAGUUAGUCCGGACAGCUAUUUGUCUCGCUCUUCCAGUCAUGACUCCAAUGCUUUCACCUGUGAACAAUCAAAAAGUGAUAUUCAACCAAACACAGUAAGUGGAGCUUCUGUUGCUGAAAGGGAACAAAUUCUUUCCACGUCAUCUAUUCCAAAGCGUGGAAGAGGUAGAAAAUCAGCUCCAAAUUUAAAUACCUGUCCUGAUUCAAAGCCAGUAAAAGGGAGGAAGAAACGUUUCAGUGACUCGAAUGUUUCAGAAACGUCUCACAACGAUGGUUUAGUGACUUCAGAAUCUCCGAAACGAUCUAAACGUACUUCUGCGCCUGAAAACAAUACAACCAAGCUCAUAUCAUCGCUUAAAACACCCCCAAAACGGAAAGGUUUUCGCAACAAGGCCUCCGAGGCUUCAGCUAUCCAUUCCAAGACUGAUAGCAGUAAUAAUGUUCCUCAAGCAGGGAUUAAAGACCUAUCUAGUUCUAGUCUUCCCUCCACUUCUAGUUUGUCAAACUUCCAGUUUGGCAAAGUCAAGCGUUUGAGAAGAUCCAGGUUUCCUAACUAUUGUGAUAGUGAAUCUUCGUUUUCUUCAAGUAUGAUACCAUAUGACCAUUCUGACAGUGAUGACUUUGUAUCUUCUCCCGAAAAGCGACCAGUAGUGAAAAAGAAAGUUCUGCAAAAAGUGUGUCCUAUUUGUAAAAAGAAAUUUACCGCGAGCUUAGAAAGGAACCGACAUGUGCAACUUGUUCACAGUAGAAAGGGACUAGAAACUGAAGAAUCUCCCUCUACACCUUCAGUACAAAUUACCGAAAAUAAGCCUAAGAAAGAAGUCGAAAGUCCAAAGAGUCGAACAUCUUUUACGCGACAAUGUGCUAAACCUUUGCCUCCAAUGAAAAGGAAGUAUGAAAAGCAACCCAGUAAAGAGCUUCCAUUAAAAAGGUUUAAAUAAAAAAGAAUUAACUAUUAAAUAUUACAGCUAAUAAAUAGUUUUGUUUUGUAUAUGAAGCUGGAACUUCAAUUUUGUGAUCCGUACAUAUAAUUUAAUAUAUUAUCGUCGAAGUAAUAACUUAAUUAUUUAUUUUAAUCCUGAAUAACUAAAAAAAAUUUUCAUAGACUACCGAUUUUUGCCCAAAUUUGGGAAUACUAGAUGUUACCAUUCAUUUAAACAUCAUCAAAAACCAAUUAAUAUUUUUACUUAUUUAUAAUCUUAUAAAAUUCGUAUUUUCAUUCUACGCGACAUUUUUUAGACAUUAAUAAAUGCAAUUAAGAAAUAGCUAUGAAUUUGUUGUCUAUGAAUCAACUGAUUUCAUACAUCAUAAUAGUUGAUUUAAGUUUAGUUAUUACGGGUUAAAAACGUUUUUACAGUAUUAAAGUUAGAUCUUUAAUGCCGAAACAGAAUUUAAUUUAGCUUAGUAUGUAAGACUAGUUGUAUAUUGAAAAAAAUGAACUGAAAUAUGUUAUUCUUCUCUUGAAAUAGCUAUGUAUAUAAUUUUAUAGUUAAGGAAAAAAAAAUUUUUUUUCUUCUUUUGUACAUAGCUAUUCCUUAGAUAUAUUUUGUCGAAUCACUUUUUCUUAUUUAUACUUUUAUAACUCUAGCUAAUUGAAGGCAAAACUUGCUUUUCUUAAUACUUCUAAAAUGUAUGAAUUAUUUUCUUCUUACCUCCAAAAAUGGGAUUAGAAAAAAGUUACUUUUUAAGUAAAUCAAGUCAUACAUGCUUCAAAUUACUCUUUAUUGUUUUUGUUUGAAAAUGUUUUUAAUGCUAAACAGAACUUUUUCAUACUAGAAAUAUUUUUAAAAUAAAUUAUGUAUGCAAUCGUGCUUCCGUGUGGAACGCAAGAAAGAAAGAAUAAUAUAUUUUAAAUGGAUCAUUUGGAGUAUAUAAGUGCUUUCCGAAAAAUUGAUUGGUAAACGUAUUAGCUAUUAGUUCAACUUACAAUAAAAAAUCUUGAAAUGUGCCUUUCACGUGUUUAAUACAUAGAGUAGAGUUUUAAUACUUAAUAAAAUUGAGGUAUCUUGUUUCUAAAUGUUUUUCUUAUUUAAUUAAUUUCUAAACUUUUGUCGUAGUUAAAACUUUUAACUAGCUAGCAAGUUUUCAACUCCUCAAUUUUAAUAAUGUGCCUUAUAUACAAAAUUUGAAAAUUUCGUAGAAAAAUUUUAUGUGUUAAAUACAUGGGAUAUUUUCAUAAGCCAGUCUUUCAUUAGUCUUGUCAUUACAUUUAGUGUGCUCUUGUCAUUCAUGUAUAUAAUACUUUCUGAAAAAAUUUAAACAAUAUUUAUUUUUAUUUUGUGUGCCAAAGAUUUGUAUGUCUUUGAUGUUUUAUUAUUUGCGUGUUUAAAUGUGUUCAUAUUUGUUUUUCUGUGUAUCAUUGGAUUAGUGUUAAAAGUAUGGAAGUAAUUGAUUAUUUAAAAUAAGAUGUGCGUGUCGGAUCAUGCGCUAAAGUAGUAAUUUAAAAGAGGGUAAAGGAAUAACUCGAAAAACUCAAGCCAUUAGUUUUCUUUAAAAAAUUUAUUUCAAGUUCGAAGUGUCUGUCAGUCGAAUUUUGGCUUCUAAGCAUUGUAAGUUUGUACGAUUUAAUACGGAAAUAUCUUUAAAAAAUUUUUUUAAUUGAAUUGAAUUUUCUAGAUGUGUAUUUUUGAUUUACGUUGUGAGAGAAAAGAAAAAGUUAAUAAUUUAAACAUUUGAGUUAAAAACAAAUUUAAAAAAUUAAAUUGACUGAAAACAUAUUUAUUUAAAUCAGUUAUCGUUUUAUGCAUUCGGUUCUCUUCAAAAAAUAUUUUUAGCAAAUAAAAUUUAUUAAGUUUAGUGUUCAUAAAAUUUUGACUAGGAUGUAAUUUUUCGACUUUAUAUAUACUUUGGGAUAGAAUUAUAUAAUAAGGAAAAGAAAAAAAAAAAAUCACGAUUUUUUGUCUCAGAUCUUAAUUUUGACCUUUAAAUUAUUGAGCUAUGAUUGCUUGUCCGAACUUUUAUAAUAUUUACUUAAGAUAAAUGCUUGGCAAUGUACAUCGAAAUUUUACGUUUAGAUAACGCCUAGUAUAAAUUGAUUAAUAAAAACAUCCCAAUUAAGAGUCUUAUUGCGCAGGGCAUGUACGCACAGUGAAAAGGGACUUUUACUUUAAGGAUAAUGGUUAAUAUCCGAAAUUCAAAGUUUAUUCGAGAAAACUUUUACAAUUUCCUAAUGAGUACAUUAGAAAACUAAUAAAAGCCUUAAGUAUUCCUCUCCUUUUAUUUCAGUGUUAAUAAAUUUUUGACUGUAACAAUCGUGCCUUAAAUUUCCUUGCAGUGCCUUGAAAUAUGUAUUUUUUUAUACAUAUAUUCUAUAUAUAUGCAUUUGUGUAAUGAAUCAUGUUAUGAAGUAUUUUAAAGGCUGUUAAUGCUGUUUCAAUGCAGGCACAAAACUUUAACUUCUAAUACUAUUUUAAAACCUUUGUGAUAUCAGUCAGUUUGUUUCCUAAGUUUAGAUUUACCUUGUAUAUAGAUUUCAUAUGUAGUGGAAACAUACUUUUUCUAUUCGUAUUCCUUUAAUAUAUUACGUAACAAAAACUAAAAGAAUAUUUUUAAAAUCUUUUUUUCCGCUAAUAAUCAUUUUAAUUAGUCUUAAUUCAUAGUCAUUUUCAACAAAUAGUGUAUUUGGAUAUUGAUGUUUUUAUUUAAUUACAAAUUUUGUGUUUAAUAUAUUCGUGACUGUAUAAAAAUAACUCUGCAGCAACAGAAAAACGUUAUUUGCACUUUGCCAACCUUUUAUUUUAUAAGUAUCCACCUAUACUAACUAAAAAUAUAAUACAAAUUUUAUUUUUCAUUGAAGAUGUUUUCUAGAUUUAUGUUUCGUAUAUGGGUAAAUACUUAUUUUCUAAAUUGAUUUAUUUGUUCAAAGUUUGUAUUUUAUUUCAUGUGAAUUGCAUUUUAAUUGUUGCUUAUGUAUUUUGCAUGAAAUGUACCUGUACAUUUUUAUUAUAUAAAUCACUUACUGCUCAUUCUUUCUAGAAAUUCAUAGACAUAUGAGCUUGAAUUUCACAAUUUUGUCUAUUAUUUAUAAGUUGUUUCCCUUGAUAGAAAGAUGUGAUGGAUUAAUAAAUUUUUAUCAUUUAUAAUUUA